This is a messenger RNA of Pantherophis guttatus, 5110 nucleotides long. Lineage: Eukaryota; Metazoa; Chordata; Lepidosauria; Squamata; Colubridae. The record is from RefSeq and is a predicted model, not a curated record.
GCGCCGAUCUAACACUGGCGACGAAGGAACAGAACCAAGCGACGAACCUCGUGGCACAAGCCAACCUCAUAGAGCUAAGUCACUGAGAACCGAGUCACUUCGUAGGGAUUUCCAGAGGCAUGGCAUCAGCUGAAGUCACCUUGCCAGCCCUUGCUCCAUUCCGCCCAGGGAAGGACAAGUGGAAAUCCUACGUGGUAAAAUUUCGGCAGUACCUGAGAGGAAACAACAUCAGGGAUGCCGAUGAUGAUCGGAAAAAGGGCAUCUUCUUGGCCAACUGCGGAUCCGAAGUCCUAGACAUGGCAAUCGAUCUCGUAGCACCACGAGACAUCGAAGAAGUGCCAUGGACGGACCUGCUGCAGAUCCUGGAAGAACACUAUGCCCCAACUGGCACUCCAGUGGCAAACCGUUUCACCUUCCAUCAAAGGGAUCAAAAGGAAGGUGAGACCAUCAAAGAAUUUGUGGCCGCCCUGCGCCAAAUCGCAGCCAGCUGUGAGUUUGACCAUGUGGAUAACGCCAUCGCGGACCGCGUGGUUUUCGGCAUGAGGGACAGAGGCCUGCAAAAGAAAUUUCUGAGCAGGAAGAAACUCGUGCUCAAAGAUGUGGUGGAGGAAGCCACCGCAUCCGAAAUCUCGGAGAAAGCGGCUGCCGCAGUAAGCAGAGCAAAGGGAAUCCACAAGAUUCGCUCCACAACGCAAUCUUCAACUGAGGAUUCCGCAGCUGGAUCAGAGUCGGAGGAGGAAUCCACCGUACACAAGGUAUCCAGACCCCCAAGGCGGGAAACCGCCCAAAAAAGUUACAAGGGGGAGCGCUGCGCCAGCUGCAGAGGGGACCACCCCAGAGCCAGCUGCAAAUGGAGAGAUGCAACCUGCCGGCGUUGCAACAGGAGAGGGCACAUUGCAGAGGCAUGCAGAGCUGAGGAACCAGCCCCAGAACCCUCCAGCCACCGCCCUCGCGAAAACCGGGAGGACAACGCGAGGGCAUCCAGACGGUCCUCCUACCAAUCCAGACGCGGUGAGAGUGACGGGAACCGGAGGAGAGCAGUACACCAAACCACAAUACAUCUCCCCGAUGACGACGACACCGCCACUAAGUGCCACGCGACCGUGCUGCUUGAGGGGACCCCAUGCUCCAUGGAAGUAGACUCUGGCUCCGUCUACUCAAUCAUGGACUGGAAAAACUUAAAACGCAUCAAGCCAGACGUCCGCAAGAAGGACCUGAGACCCCUGCGCUCCAGGCUGGUGGAUUUCGGAGGAAACCACAUCGGAGUCCUGGGAAGAGCCUUGCUCCACGUGUCUUACCAAGAAUUCCAAGGCAACCUCCCCAUCACCAUCGUCGAGCACGACCGCCCAACCCUGCUAGGCAUGGAGUGGUUCAAGCCACUAGGGCUCGGGAUAGUAGGGGUUAACCAAAUUCGUCAGGACGAACUCGACACCCUCCUCGAAGAAUUCAAGGAAGUCUUCGACGGUAAGCUGGGGAAAUUUGUGGGGAAGCCCAUUUCCUUUAAUCUUGAUAAGACAAUUACACCCAUUAGGCUUAAGCCCCGCAGAGUUCCGUUUGCCCUGAGGCCCAAAGUAGAUGCUCAGCUAGAUAAGCUGAUAGCCCAGGGCGUGUUGGAACCAAUCGAUCAUGCGGCAUGGGAGACGCCCAUUGUGACUCCCAUGAAGCAUGAUGGAUCUGUGCGCAUCUGCGCCGACUACAAAUGUUCGAUCAAUAAGGCCCUUUCGCAGAGCGCAUACCCAGUUCCAGUGGUGCAACAUCUGCUGCAUUCACUUGGGAGUGGGACAAUAUUUGCAAAACUGGACCUGGCCCAGGCUUACCAGCAAUUGCCAGUGGAUGAAAAAACUGCGGAGGCACAAACGAUUGUCACCCAUAGGGGCGCAUUUAAGUGCAACCGCCUCCAAUUUGGAGUCAGCGCAGCCCCAGGCAUUUUUCAAUCAAUGAUGGAACGCCUUCUCCAAGGCAUUCCAGGGGUGGUGCCAUACUUUGAUGAUGUGUUGAUCUCCGGACACUCUAAAACCCAGCUGCUUGAGCGACUUAAACAAGUCUUGCGGCGCUUCAAGGAGAAGGGUUUAAGAGUGAGGAGGGACAAAUGCAUCAUUGGGGUCCAGGAGGUCGAGUUCCUGGGCUAUCUCAUAGAUGGCACCGGCAUCCACCCCACCAAAGCUAAAGUCAGGGCAAUCCACGAAGCUCCAGCCCCCAAAAACAAAGCCGAGCUUCAAGCAUUUUUGGGAUUGCUAAAUUUUUAUGCGGUGUUCCUUAAACAGAAGGCAACAGCCGCUGAGCCACUCCAUCGAUUGCUGGGGAAAGCGGUUCCGUGGAGAUGGGGGACAGAGGAAGAAAACGCCUUCAAGACCAUCAAGGGGCUCCUAUCCUCCGACAGCGUGCUGAUCCAGUACCACGAGACGCUUCCGCUGCUACUGACCUGCGACGCUUCUCCAUAUGGGAUUGGCGCAGUCCUCAGCCACCAGCUCCCCAACGGAUCAGAGGCACCCAUCGCCUACUUCUCUAAAACGAUGUCCAGCACCGAGAGGAAUUACAGCCAGCUGGACAAGGAAGCCUUGGCCAUUGUGGCUGGAGUCAAGCGCUUCCAUGAGUACCUAUAUGGCCGGAACUUCACGGUCAUCACUGACCAUAAGCCACUCUUGGGACUAUUAGCGGGUGACAAACCCACACCUGGCUACAUGUCGCCCAGGAUGACACGCUGGGCCAUCUUCCUCGCCGGGUAUGCUUACAGACUCAUUCACAAGCCCGGCAAAACCAUCGGGAACGCAGAUGCCCUGAGUAGGUGCCCAUCCAAAGAGCCAGUAGAAGACCCCGCACCCACCAUAAGCCUCCUCCACAUCGACGCCGACAGAGACUGCCCAGUGACGUCAGCAGAUGUGGCCACCCAUACACAGAGGGACCCCAUACUCAAGCAAGUGAGAUCCUGGGUCCUGCGAGGCUGGCCAGCAGAAAAACCGGCAGAAAAGUUCAGCCCUUUCGCACGGAAGCAACAGGAGCUGUCCACCAUGAAAGGCUGUAUCCUAUGGGGAGACCGGGUGCUGAUUCCCAGCGCCUUACAGAAGAAAACGCUCGAGACGCUCCACAACGGACACCCGGGCAUCGUAAGGAUGAAAGGACUGGCACGGAGUUACGUCUGGUGGCCAUCCCUGGACAAGGACAUUGAAGAGUGGGUCGCCAGAUGUGACCCGUGCCAAGAGGUACGCCCCGCCCCAGCCCAAACCCCAGUGUCAGAGUGGGAGAUGCCCAGCAGCCCAUGGGCACGGAUCCAUAUUGACUUCGCGGGUCCAAUGCAGGGGCACUACCUCUUAAUCGUUGUGGACGCUUUCUCCAAGUGGCUAGAGGUCAUCCCCAUGGCAUCUACCACUUCCGAAGCCACCAUCAGGGCACUCAGGCGCCUAUUCGCAACACACGGGCUGCCGGAUGUCCUAGUCUCUGACAAUGGCCCACAGUUAACAUCCAAGGCCAUGGAAGAGUUCCUGGCGGGACUGGGCAUCCGCCACGCCCUCACCGCAUUUUACAGGCCAGCCGGAAACGGUCAAGCGGAACGCAUGGUGAGACUCACCAAGGAGACGCUCACCAAGAUGGGUCCGGGCGACUGGCAAGAGAGGAUUGACAACUUCCUCCUUACACAACACAUCACCCCACAUGCCACCACCAAGAAGAGCCCAGCUGAGCUACUGAUGGGCAGACGCCUGAGGUCACCCCUGGACCGGCUGCACCCCCAGUAUAACCCCGAAGUGACAGCAACGGCCAGCCGGCCGCUCCGCGCCUUCACCAUAGGAGACCCGGUGUUUGCGCUUAACUUCAACGGCUCUCCGAAGUGGCUAAAGGGGAGAAUAGAAAGCACAACCGGCCCGAAGUCCUACCGAGUCGAGCUGGAAGAUGGACAGGUCUGUAGACGGCACAUCGACCAGCUUCGGAAAAGGUGGAGGGGAUCGGAAGGAAACCAGCCCGACGGGGUAGGCCUACCACACCCCGACGAGGUAGGCCUACAACACCCCGACGAGGUAGGCCUGCAACACCCCGGCAGAGCAGACCUGCAGCACUCCGGCGAGGUAGGCCUACCACACCCCGACGAGGCAGGCCUACAACACCCAGGCGAGGCAGGCCACCGACCCCCCGACGAGGCCGGCCAAGCACAUUCCCAUGAAAUCCCUCAGCGACGAUCCAGAGCGGUAGACCGGGACCUGUCACAAGAGGGAUGGCACCCCCAACCCGGCAAGGUGGGCAUCCGCCACUCCAUGGAGAGGGACCGCCACAACAGUCAAGGGGUAGACCGGGACCCACCCAGGGAGGGGGGAUCGCACCCCUCCAGCGACGAGGGCCAACAACGGCCCUGCCAGGGAGACCAACGCUCCAGACAAGUAGACCGGGGACAACCACACGGGGGAGGCGCACAACAGGCAACCCAAGCCGGCCAGCGACCGACCGGCAAGGGAGACCCCAACCAGCAUCCAGACCGGGUCGACCAACACCAACCCUGCAAGGUCGACCAGCACCACUCCAGCAAGGAAGGCGCACACCACCCAGGCCAGGUCGAACAGCACCACCCCAGCGAGGUCGGCCAGCACCAACCCUGCGAAGCCAGCCAGCUCCAACCCAGCCGCGGGGAUGAACACCACCCCGGCGAGGUCGACCACACGGGACAGCGACAGCGACGGGAGCCCAACGAGACACCCACGGACUUACCGGGUUUCGGACGGCACCCACCGGACAGCAGCGUUGUCCCGCCGCGAGGUUCCAGAUUCUCCAGGCGAGGGAAGGACCAGCGACUCCAGCGCGAACUUCCAGAUGUUGCGGCCGGAGGUGCUGGGACGGAUCCCGCACACUCGACGGCCGGAGCCCCGGCCACCCCCACCGGGGAGCCGGGAAGGACAGGAGCUUCGCCCGCACAGGCCGGCGGCGAAGCUCAGACUGAACUGCGCAGGUCAUCUCGGGCAAGCAGGCGCCCCGCCUACCUGCGUGACUUCGUAACGUACAUUAAUUGUGAUGGACAUUUUUCAGACUAAGGGGGGAGGAGUGUUAUGUCCUUAUAUGGGCACCCGCCGGGGAUUGGCUAAUCUUCCGGCGGGAGAUUCAAAUAACUGUCAGUGGGCGGCUGAGUCUG